Messenger RNA from Fusarium poae, 1641 nucleotides. RefSeq lists its product as uncharacterized. The transcript has 4 exons. Gene Ontology annotation, biological process: regulation of DNA-templated transcription. Gene Ontology annotation, molecular function: DNA-binding transcription factor activity, RNA polymerase II-specific; zinc ion binding. Lineage: Eukaryota; Fungi; Ascomycota; Sordariomycetes; Hypocreales; Nectriaceae. The record is from RefSeq and is a predicted model, not a curated record. The coding region runs from base 1 to 1641 and encodes 546 amino acids.
AUGACCUUCGGCGAAGAUUCCCGACAUCAAGGCUCUGGAGGUGAUGAGUCUGGAGCGCUCAAGGCCCGCAAGGCUUGCAUCAACUGUCGCAAACAAAAGAUGAAAUGCAUUGUACAGGGUAACAGCGAAUCAUGCCGACGAUGUCGGCGAGCAGGCUUACCUUGCGUCUUUGUGCCAAGAGCAAACGCAGCUCAAUUGCCCCUGGUAUCUGAACCCCUGGAUUUAGAAUUCAAAAACAAUAUUCUAUCCAGACUCAAAAUCGUGGAAGAUCGAUUGGGUCUUGUAGGAGAUAAUAGUAUGAGCUUUGAGAUGUUCGCCGGUGCACAAGAACAAUCUCCCGAGCCGACGAAUGAGCCACUCUGGAAUGCAAUUUUGCAACUACAGAGGUGCUCACCUAGUUUGCCUUCAUCAAUAUGGCGUCGUGAUACCGUGGAAUCACUUUGGUCGUCAAUGCCCGGUCUACACUUCAUGCCAGACAAACAGACCUUCUCAGCACCCCAACCAGUUCUACUUGCAUCCAUUCUCUAUUGUUCAAGCACAAGAGGACCACCAGACAUGGUCGGGAUCGCACCUCAUUUCUUCACAGUUCUAUGUACUGCCAUAGCACAACUUAGUAUUCCCAGUAGCGAGAUUGGUCGCCCCAUAGAGACAUCUGUCUCCAGAGAAGAAUGGGCUUUCCAGACAGUGUUGGGCAUCGUACUUGCUGGCCUUCUAACAGAAGGAAACAUCCGAGAGACUGGGAACUGGAUCUCUGUAGGUUAUAGGCUCAUGCUGGAUUACUGUCCCGCUCACGUCGAUGACACAUCAAGGGAAUGGCGAAAGCUAUUCAGUGGCAUCCAGAUCGUUGAUCUUGAACACUCUUCAAUCCAUCUAGCCUAUCCGGUUAUACCGAUCGAAGCACCACUUGCAGUCUUGCGGAUGUCGCCACUAGAUCAACUAUACAAGUUAUCGCGCAUGAUGCAUACGGGUCUCAGCCACUUUACAGGACGACGAUUGCCGACUAUAUGGUCAUGUUUUGAAGAUUCACGAGUCGAGAAUCAUAAUUUCACCACAAGCUUCACAGCUAUCGAUGGCAUACUCAUUCGAGAUUGGGCCAAGCAGCUAGACGAUUGGCUUGUGGAGUUUAAUGGGAAAACACCUGAACCUGACCAAAGUAGUAAGCUUGUUCUUCGGCAAUAUGUUCUCCAUAGACUUCUCGUCCUUUCCAUCUAUCACCCAGCCAGAAGUGGUAAUCUCUGGUCUCAAAGCAUCACCUCUCAUGAGCAGGAAGAAUUACUCCUGUCAGCUCGUGCGACACUGAAGCUUCAUCAGCAUGAUGAUUCGAUAUGGUCAAACUGGGACUUGAUUAUAAUCACAUGGGCUGCCCUCAUUGUCCUGCAAGGUAUACAGGGUGGUGUUGGAGAAAUAGAAGACAUGACAAACAUCAGACUCCAUCUCGACAUCCUCAAGCAAAAGAACGAGCCCAAACCAAGUCUUUGUGAUAAACUCAUUGCACGCUUGGAAGAGAGUCUACAAGACGUCAGCACACCCGACUUCUCCUAUGUUCAGCCAGCACAUCCAUCCGUCAUGGAUCCCUCGUUUGACUACAGCUGGCAGAUAUUCGACCAGGUGAACUUGCAACAAAUCCAGUUUCCGGGCUAA